This is a messenger RNA of Acaulospora morrowiae, 1053 nucleotides long. The record is from the annotation of a GenBank genome assembly. NCBI's taxonomy places the organism in Eukaryota, Fungi, Glomeromycota, Glomeromycetes, Diversisporales, Acaulosporaceae.
AUGAACAUACCUAUUGUAGCUAACGAUCUUGGAAAUACCCUGAGAAUACAUGAUAAAAUUUCUUUAUCUGAUAUAUCCAGUGAAAUAACUGGUUUCCCGGGUAAUUUUACCAGCGGUAAAAGCAUCAACAUCUUUAACGACGCUUAUUCAACGACAAGCUCUGCUAUGUCACAUAAUUUAACUUAUUGCCUGAGUUUUACUGGUGAAAAAAUGAUGCAAUUUAAACAUGAAAAUUUUCAUUUCUCUAAUAGAAAACAGGCAAUACCUCUUAAUAAUAUGUUUAAAACCAAUUCCUUAUUUCGGCUAACUGUUCGCAGUUGUGAAGAUAAUUUUAAUUUAAUAAAUAUUCGCAUGGAUAGUAGAGUCUUGAAAUUUAGUAUGACUUGUUUCGUAACGUGUCAAGGGUUAAAGGGGGGACUUGUACCUAGAGGAUUGCGAAAUAUAACAGAAGUAACUAAAUUUAUUGACUCGGAUAGAGGAAAAAAUUUUCCUUUACUAAGUUUUGAUACUGUAGAAAAUAUGAAGCUUAUUAUUAUAGAUUACGAACAUUCGCAUUUCAACUUUAAUGUUCCUGAAGGAUUGGCUUUAAGAUUUAAAAAGCUUCAAGAAAGCAAUGUAUUGUUUGGACUAUAUCAUAACGAAGUUAGUGAUCAAUUACUUAAACAAGUACUAGAAAAUGUAGUCUCCAGAAUAAUAGUUAAGACAUUAGAUGCUUAUUUAGAGAACGACUCCUUAAUUUAUACACAAUUUACUAAUUUUACGGAUAAUCUUGGUCUUAACAGCGCAGAAGAAGCUAGGAAAUCAAUUUUAGAAAUGCUUGUUAAGGACCGUAUUCGUGAUUUUGAAAGAAAUAUUCGGAAUUUCUUGGUUUCUUUUUUCGAGGGUAGCAUUUAUUUGCAAAAGGAAGAAAAUUCGACUGAAUCUUCUGCUUAUGAUAUUUUCUUGCAACAUUCUGAAAUGGGAAACAACUUAAUAAUUAGGUCUACCCUUAAUCACGAACGAGAUCGAGUUUGGGCUUUAGAUUUAGCUAGUAUACAUGCAGAUUAUAUAUGA